This is a messenger RNA of Botrytis cinerea B05.10, 3226 nucleotides long. RefSeq lists its product as hypothetical. NCBI's taxonomy places the organism in Eukaryota, Fungi, Ascomycota, Leotiomycetes, Helotiales, Sclerotiniaceae. The transcript has 2 exons. The coding region runs from base 94 to 3057 and encodes 987 amino acids. The record is from RefSeq and is a predicted model, not a curated record. Gene Ontology annotation, molecular function: protein binding.
GAAAUUGAUACUUGGUCAACGUCGAGCAGACAACAACAGCACUGAGCUCAACCGUCUCAAAUACUCCAGUCCUUAUAUAUUGAAUCUCACGUCAUGUCUCAAUACAGUUAUUCUACGGACCCACUGGAUUCUGACAGUAUUCGCUUGCUCGGUUUAAUGCCAGACAAAGACCUGACCUCUCCAAUACAUUGCCGACUUCAUGAUUAUUCUCUUCGAGAAUCAGACAGGGGGAUUCAUCUAUAUGAAGCUUUAUCCUACGUAUGGGGUAGCCUGGAGAACCUUAAAGUUGUCUAUGUCAACAAUCGUUCUCUAUCUGUUACAGCAAAUCUUUAUGCUGCACUGUUACAUCUUCGAGAUCGCAAUUUUGAAAGAAUCAUAUGGGUGGAUUCUAUUUGUAUCAAUCAAGAAGAUAACACAGAGAAGAGCCACCAGAUUCAAUUGAUGGCGAAGAUUUUUGGCCUAGCAAACCGCGUAAUUGUUUAUCUUGGUGAAGCGACAGAUGAUAGUGAUCAAGCACUCGAAAGUAUACGUGUUGCGGCAGAAGAUGAAUCCGCAGAAGACGAAUCCGUAGAAAGCGAAUCCGCAGAAGACGAAUCCGUAGAAAGCGAAUCCGCAGAAGGAGAUUUUGUAGAAGCUGAAUCUGUGGAAGUUGAAUCUACACGAGGUGAAUCCCCAGAAGCUGAAUCGGAGGGAAUCAAUGGAACGAGCCAGAGGGGAAUUUUGGAAUUGCUCAAACGACCAUGGUUUCAACGUAUCUGGGUUCUUCAAGAGGUCGGCUUCGCUCAACAAAUCCUGAUAAUGUGCGGUUCUGCAUCAAUAGAUGGACAUACCUUCAGCAUAGGUUUCGGUCAGCUCUUCUAUAAAAACCAUUCAGAACUGCCAAAUUUGAUCCGUCCAGUGAUUUACCUGAUAAGAGGAGCAAUUUUCCGGCCGAAAUAUGCAAUUAGGUCAUCAGGCGCACUUUCUCUAGGCGAGCUGAUAGACAUGUACCAUACCCGCAUGGCCACUAAACUCCACGACAAGAUAUAUGCCUUACUUAGCAUGAGUUUUGAUACUUCUAACGUAGCUGGUCUAUCGCCUGACUAUAGGGUUACAUGGACGACACUCUUGGAGCGACUUGUUAAAUUUGUCCUCUUCAAAGAUGUAUCUGUAAAAGCUUGGGAGGACAAGGAAAUAGUAUUAAUUGAGAGCAAAGGCUAUGUCAUUGGCCAUGUAUUCUCAAUAGAUGCUGAUAGUACCAGGUACGAUAGACAAUACGUAUCUAUCGUUUCCAACAAUCAGUCAGAAUUCGACAACAAAGAGCACACCACUCGCUGGCUUCUACAUGCUUCAGCAAAACCUAUCCGACAAGGUGAUCUCGUUUGCCUUUUACAAGGAGCUUCAAAACCAUCUAUCAUCAGAGCAUAUAAGGAUCACUUUUCUAUUAUUGUAAUUGCAGUUACUUUGCAAGAUAAAAUACAAAAAAAGGGCGAAUGGUUUAAGUCUCUGCGUCCCUUACUAUCGAUGAAGGGAUUUUCGCGUGAUUUUCUACUUAUCUGGAACUGGGAGAAAGGCCCAGAGAGCUUACAAGGUCAAGUGGAAGAUGAAGAUAUAACUGAGAGGUAUACCUCAAUGCUAGAGUAUCCAAAGAUGGAUACAAACAAAACAGUCAAUUCAAUAAAUGUAGCACUUGCUUUAGGAGACACAAGAAACUACGAAAAGGCAAAAAAUAUACUUCAGAUACAGGUAGCAAAUUACGAGGGAGUUCUUGAAAGAGAGAGUUUAGAUAUGUUGGCAUUAAAAGAAAGCCUUGCAUGGAUAUAUCGUGAGAAAAAUAAACAGAUGCUAGCAGAGAAUCUUUUCUUGCAAGUAAUAGAAACAAGAAAGGGUUUCCAGGGGAUAAAUCACCGCGCUACAUUGAGCAGCAUGGCAAGGCUAGGGUUGGUUUACAUGCUAGCGGAAUUGUCCCCACAAAAUCACAGGAAAUUUAUCACAAGACUAUCGAACCAAAUCGAAAACAACGAUCAAAUAAGCGAGGAAGAUAUGAUAAAAGUUGGAAAUUUAAGUAGUCAUAAAAUGAUGAAACUUUUGUUGGAACUGAAAAGGGACAAUGUUGAAGUUACAGAAGAGGUGGUAAAGGCUGUAGCAAGUAAUUAUUAUGGAGAGAGUAUUAUGAAACUUAUAUUGGAGAAACGAGGGGAAGAAAUAAUAAUCACUGAAGAGGCAUUGAAGGCUAUAGCAAGCAAUGAAUAUGCAGGAGAGGAUAUUAUGGAACUUAUAUUGGAGAAACGAGAAGAAAUUAUUAUUACUGAAGAAGUAUUGAAGGCUGCAGCAAGCAAUCACAGUGGAGGGAAGAUAUUGGAACUUAUAUUGGAGAAACGAGAAGAAAUAAUAAUCACUGAAAAGGUAUUGAAGGCUGCAGCAAACAAUUAUUAUGGAGAGAAGAUAUUGGAACUUAUAUUGAAGAAACGAGGGGAAGUCAUUAUUACUGAAGAGGUAUUGAACGCUGCAGCACACAAUUACAAUGGAGGGAAGAUAUUGGAACUUAUAUUGGAGAAACGAGAAGAAAUAAUAAUCACUGAAAAGGUAUUGGAGGCUGCAGCAAGCAAUUACAAUGGAGAGAAGAUAUUGGAACUUAUAUUGAAGAAACGAGGGGAAGUCAUUAUUACUGAAGAGGUAUUGAAGGCUGCAGUAAGCACUUGUUAUGGAGAGAGUACUAUGAAACUUAUAUUGGAGAAACGAGGGGAAGUCAUUAUUACUGAAGAGGUAUUGAAGGCUGCAGCAGGCAAUGGAUAUUAUGGAAAGGGGAUUAUAGAACUUAUAUUGAAGAAACGAGAAGAAGUCAUUAUUACUGAAGAGGUAUUGAAGGCUGCAGCAGGCAAUGGAUAUCAUGGAAAGGAGAUUAUAGAACUUAUAUUGAAGAAACGAGAAGAAGUCAUUAUUACUGAAGAGGUAUUGAAGGCUGCAAGAAGGAAUGAGAGACUUGGACAGGAAGGAAUGAGGCUGUUGUUGGAGCACCAAGCAAAGCAUACCAUCAUUCUAGAGGAGGGAGUCAAGACCGCUACUACAGAUGAGUAAUUGUCUGUAUGUAGGUGAACGUCCUUUAGUCAUUCAGCCUAGUAUAGAAGAUUGAGCGAGGGCUGUAGAGUCCUAGAAAUAUUCUUAAACGACUGCCUAUUCUUGUAUAUAGCUUAGCUCACUAGAUAGAAUACAAUGUUGGCAAAUGAAAGACUUUCAAUCAACGGCA